AUGGAGGUCCGCCCCAAUCCAACGGCCGACAACUCGUCGGUCGCGCAGCCCCAGCGUCAGCGCCAAACACCCGCAACUACUCAGAAAAAGCCCCCUGCUUCUCCCAUCCCCGUCGACACCACCUCCGUUUCACAAAGGCUUCAGAAGGAGUUGAUGUCUCUGAUGAUGAGUGGAGGAGAUCUUGGAGUAUCGGCUUUUCCUGAAGGUGAGAGCAUUUUUACAUGGCUUGGCACAAUUGAAGGUGGAAAAGGAACUAUGUAUGAGGGUUUAUCCUACAAACUUUCUUUGCGUUUUCCUCUGGACUAUCCUUUCAAGCCACCCCAAGUCAAGUUUGAGACAAUGUGCUUCCAUCCAAAUGUUGAUCAGUUUGGAAAUAUAUGUCUUGAUAUUCUGCAGGACAAGUGGUCUUCAGCGUACGAUUGCAGGACUAUACUUCUGUCCAUUCAAAGUCUAUUGGGAGAACCAAACCCGGAGAGUCCCCUCAACAGCUAUGCUGCUGCUCUGUGGAAUAAUAAGGAAGAUUACAGAAAAAUGGUCCACAAACAGUACUUUGCCGGAGAAUCACUUGAGAGUUGA
Molecule: messenger RNA, 576 nt
Organism: Prunus armeniaca (apricot)
Lineage: Eukaryota; Viridiplantae; Streptophyta; Magnoliopsida; Rosales; Rosaceae
Source: the annotation of a GenBank genome assembly